Molecule: messenger RNA, 1642 nt
Organism: Sinocyclocheilus rhinocerous
Lineage: Eukaryota; Metazoa; Chordata; Actinopteri; Cypriniformes; Cyprinidae
Product: 5-hydroxytryptamine receptor 2A-like
Exons: 3
Coding region: 173-1642 (489 amino acids)
Biological process (GO): response to xenobiotic stimulus; release of sequestered calcium ion into cytosol; G protein-coupled receptor signaling pathway, coupled to cyclic nucleotide second messenger
Cellular component (GO): plasma membrane; dendrite
Molecular function (GO): neurotransmitter receptor activity; G protein-coupled serotonin receptor activity
Source: RefSeq, a predicted model, not a curated record
AGCAGGAAGACUUCAGGAGUGUUUUCAAAGAGGACAGAAUGAAGCAAACCUCUGGACUCAAUGGCUGGAUGAAGGAUGCUAUGAAGCAAAGAAGGAUACAUGACCUCUAACCAAACUUGAGAGGUAACAAACUUUUGUCUUUGAGAGUCUGUCAGCAUUAAUAAGGGACAUUAUGAACUUGCAUGCCAACAUUUCAAAACCUGCACCUGAAAGCAUCUUCACCUCUUUGAAUCUGAUGCCCUUUGACCCUGACACCUGGACACCGAGCCCGGACAUCAUGCUGGGUAAUGUGGUGCGCAACAUUUCGUUUGGCUGUAACAAAAGUUGGGCUGAUGCAUCUCUCUUUCCCAAUUUAUCCAUCAGUGGUACUUCCAGUGAAAAAACAGAACUGCUGUCAUGGCAAAGGUGCAACGGUGAGACGAGUACAGAGGAGUUAGUUCGGAAAAACUGGGCUGCGCUACUGAUUUUGGUUGUGGUCAUUAUUACGGUUACCGGGAACAUUUUAGUAAUCCUGGCUGUCAAUCUGGAACGAAAACUGCAAAAUGCCACCAAUUACUUUCUCAUGUCAUUGGCAGUGGCAGAUAUGCUUCUGGGACUUCUGGUCAUGCCUGUCUCCAUGGUGACCAUUGUGUAUGGUUACUCCUGGCCCCUCCCUGCAACACUGUGUCCCAUGUGGAUCUAUUUGGAUGUUCUCUUUUCCACCGCCUCCAUCAUGCAUCUGUGCGCUAUCUCCCUGGACCGUUAUGUGGCCAUCCGUAACCCCAUCCGACACAAUCGGUCAAACUCACGCUCCCGUGCCCGGGCCAAGAUCACGGCCGUCUGGACCAUCUCAGCAGGCAUCUCCAUGCCAAUCCCAGUGCUGGGUCUGCGCGAUCACACCAAAGUUUUCAAGGAUGGCAGCUGCCUAUUGACUGACAACUCUUUUGUGUUGAUUGGGUCCUUUGUGGCCUUCUUUGUGCCAUUGACCAUUAUGGUGGUGACCUACUUCCUGACUAUCAGCGCUCUGCAGAGUGAGGCCACGCUCUGCCUUGACCAACUGGUGCCCAGGCCCAAAUGGAGCGCAGGAUUCACUCUCAACUUCCUUCCCGGACCCUCAUUCUCACCCUCAGAGAAAAAACUGUUCUUGCGGCGCUCGUUGAGCCGCGAGGCGGGGGCAGAAUCGGGGGUUGUGACGCCACCUUUCGGACGGCACACAGUGCAGUCCAUCAGCAAUGAGCAAAAAGCCUCCAAAGUUCUGGGCAUUGUCUUCUUCCUGUUCGUGGUCAUGUGGUGUCCAUUUUUUAUCACCAACGUUUUAGCGGUGGUUUGCGAGCCGGCAGCAUGUGACGCCGAUGUGAUGAACAGACUGUUGAAUGUGUUUGUGUGGGUCGGUUACCUUUCCUCCGCUGUUAACCCGCUGGUUUACACUCUCUUCAACAAGACUUACCGCUCUGCCUUCGCUAGAUACAUCCGAUGCCAGUUUCAUGAGGAGAAGAAACCGUUACAACUAAUUCUGGUCAACACCAUUCCACCACUGGCCUAUCAGUCCACACACCUGCCGCUCACUGGAUCAAUAGGCAAUGGGGAUUUCUCUCUGCCCCUUCCCAAUAAAAAACACCAUCUGUCCAAAAGCAGCAACAAUGAGAGUGUCAGCUGCUUGUGA